AGUCAGAGCCCCAGGCAACGCCGCUGUCAGCUGACGCCAUCAGGGAGGCCAAAGACAGCUCGCCAGAGCCAGCGCCAGCGCGUCCUGAAGCCCCAGAGGAAGCCCCGCCUGCCCAAGACACCACUGUGCCGCUCCCACAGCAACAGGAGGCGGCAGAGCCUGCCGUGCUGGAGAGUUCCAGAUCUAUCGGACGUCCGGUUGCUGCUGCGGUGGCGCAGGCUCCGCUUGUGAGCGCCGAUCAAGCAGCAGGAACGGCCUUUGCUACGGAAAGCAGCUCACAGGAAGAGGCGGUGAGCAUGGCAGCGCAGCCAAGCACUGCUGAGUCAGCCGGGGAGCCUUGUGUGGGAACACCGUUGGGGCAAGGCAGUGCAGGCCCAGCCGGCGGGGACUCGGCGGCAGUCGAAGCGCUGCCAGCGGCCAAAAUUCUGCCAGAGCAGGACAGGCCUGUGCUUCUGACUCCCCGCACACCGCGCGAAGACGCAGGCGGCUCAGCACCGGGGUCUGUAGGGAAGCGGGUGAGGGACCGCGCCAGCUCGCGCCUGAGGCGGCACAUGCCAGGCAAGGGCGGCGGUGCGCUGGCUGACGCCGCCACCCCUGCUGAGCGCAUCAAGCCGAACCCUCAGGUUGAGAGCCUCUUCAGCGAGCUGUCCAAGGCGAUCCCUUGCGGCUUCAUGACGCAGGACUUCAGCAAUGCAGCUGAGGCCUCCACUGACAAGAGCGUACACUCGGCAGCUAACCUCUCGCCCGAGCAGCUCGAGCUGGUGAAGUCGGAUGCAGAGCGGCAUGCUUCGCUGAUCACCAGCCUGUCGAAGGCGAUAUCAGACUUUACUGCGCCCGACAUGACCACCCUGGUGGAGUAUGUGAGAGACACCAGUGCGCGGCUGGGGGUCAUCAUGGCCAAUGAAGCAGCCGUCCUUGAGCAGUUUCCCACUUGGCCCCAGGGCAAAUGGGACUCUCUCUGUGAGGCGGGGGAGGCCUAUAGCGAGCUGAGUCAGUAUGCGCGCAAGGAGAAGCAGUGGCUUCUGCAGCGGGGGACAUGCGAUGAGGAGGUGCAGAAGAUCGAGGCAUUUGUCGACAGGGUCCGCAGCAGGACGCAGCUGCUGGAGGCAAAGCAGGGCGCGUCUGAGGCCCACUGGCAGCUGCAGGGCAUCCCCUGGGAUGGAUCUGUCUACCGCGCCGUGCGCGUCAAUUCCCUCCAUCUCGCAACCCUCUACAUGUCACGGGUGUUGUUUGAGGUGGCGAGCUUGGAGAAGGAGGCUGCACUGCCGCACCAGGCCUGCCUGCGCCACUUGGCCGCCAGCAUCCGUGUGUGCCACAAGAUCCAUGACCUGGCUGGCGGCUUCGAACAGGGCCAGUCGGAGCUCUUUGACAAGGUCCGGCGCCUGGCAAAGUAUUACUUGAGGGUGAUGGACGCCUCCUGGUUCUCAGAGACGGACCAGCAAUAACUCUGCAGAGAGAUUUUAGAGGAUAUGGACAUUGGGUGUGUGAGCGCUGCAGCCUCAACAUCGGGCAAAUCUUCUGGAUCCUGAACUCGAUGGUGAAGAUCAUAUCGUAUGCAUUUUGAGGAUUGCAUCACGCUAUCCACUGCCAUACUUUGGGUGGCAUGCCCGAGAGGGGAAGUUUCAUUCAGUGAUUGAUGUGCAACACAAGAUGCGCAUGGUGACAUUGAACGGGUCCAGUUGCAAAUGUCUCACAGAUACACGUUUGAAAUCCAGCCUUUAUCUGUGC
Molecule: messenger RNA, 1728 nt
Organism: Coccomyxa subellipsoidea C-169
Lineage: Eukaryota; Viridiplantae; Chlorophyta; Trebouxiophyceae; Coccomyxaceae
Exons: 8
Coding region: 297-1445 (382 amino acids)
Source: RefSeq, a predicted model, not a curated record